AUGCAUCCGCAUCGACCCCUCUAUGACUCUCACACCGAAAACACUCCGGCGGGACAGCGUCACGUCGAGAUGAGAGACACGCUCGUCGGCCCAUCCGAUCGUCGAACGUCUCAAAUGCAAGUAACGGGCUUGCCGCAAGGUCACAUGGAAGCCAAACUUGGUUACGACUAUGCAAACCCUCAGAGAAUGCGCCCAAAGUCACCGCUGCUUUCGCCCACCUCGUCGCGUGACCAUCUUCAGUUGAGCUCAGCUCAGCCACCACACGACUACCGAUCCAUGCCAUCCGCCUCUCGGUUCCCACCCGAGCAUGUGCGCCUUCCUCAACCGCCGUCUCACCCCGAAUUCCCUUACGACAGCUAUCAGUUCACUCAUCCCGAUCAGCCCGAUCGUGAAACGUAUCCCGAGCAGAGCUCUCCUCGCUACCCAGCUCUACCUCGUCGCGUAUCUCCCUACGAUGACCCACCAGACGCUCGGUACCGUCACCAUCCACAGCAACAGCGGUCGCCGCCUUACCACGAGUAUGGCCAUCCGCGUCGAUCCGAUACUAUCAUCCCUCCGUCUCCGUCUCCGUCUCUGUCGUACCCUCAGCAUUCCGGAUAUGCAUAUCGACAUGCUCGUGCCAAUGACGCUUCCGGGGCUCCAGAGCGUCACAGUCUGCCAAAUCUUAGAGACUCUAAUGGCUUUGUCGAAAGCAUUCCAAUCUCAGACGAGUUCGCUAAGCGCAGCUCCUAUUCCUCCGACCACGUAAGCUACCCGCAGAAGUCUUUGGCUCGCGAUCACUGGCACGCCUUUGAUCAGCGUAGAGAUUCCACCGGGCCUUCUCGACCUUCCACCUCGACCUCUUCCAAUCCCACAGUCUGCACCUCAACGCCGACCCGUUCUGCACCAUCUUGCUCCUCCUCCUCCUCUCGAAAGCGUAAGAAGCAAUUCAAGUAUAUGCUCGAGCACGACGCUCCUGACGCGUCCAAACCCAACAGUAUGGGCACCAUCGAGGAAGACCGAGACCGAGACCGAGAUCGAGACCAAUUCGACCAGCUCGAGGCCGAUGUAGAAGCGGAGGGGGCUUCCCAACGCAAAGAGAGCAGGAAAAAGGUCAAAAAGGCAUGCAUCUUUUGCAAGCGUAGCCACAUGCCUUGCGAAGAGGCUAGACCGUGCAAGCGCUGCGUCAAACGCGGCAUCUCGCAUCUCUGCAGGGACGCCGAGCCGGCUAAUGCUUCGAGCGCAGCAACCACGUCUACUUCGACGACCAAGAACAAGUUUGGCGAGGCGCGCCAACAAGCACGCACAAGGCGUAGCAAGCAAGAAGACGGCGCACGUAGCAACAGUCAGCACACUGGUGAGACCGAGUCGGAAUCCGAUUUGGAAAGCUUGGCUUCUUCGGGGGCCUCAUCCAAGCUCCACCGGACUGGAACAGACUUUCGACGCCCAGACAUGAACACUAUGCCUGGCGCCGCGGUGCGCGAUCCUGACAUACGGCCAAGCUUGCCAGUCUCGGCACUUUUGAGCUCCACAAGGGUGGAGCUAGCACGCCGUUCUGUCAAGCGUUCGCCCUCGCCCGGGGUUACCGAACAGGAACAGAAAGAAGCCUGGAACAGGUCCAUGGACCCUCCCACGCAGCACAAAAUGAUGCAGAUGCUCGAAGCAGGUCCUACAGCCGAAGACCUCAGUGACAUUUUCGGCGAGAUGCCCACUUCGUUGCUCAUGACGCCGGCCAUGGCCAAUGCUCCCGACGGUCAGUCUAUCUUGCGUCCUGCGUCGGCUGGCCUGCCUGACUCACUUAAUCGGCGUGGUAGCGAAGCCAAGGACGGCCAACAUCGCUGCAAACGAUCGCUCUCCCAUCCCUUUUCUAGAGAGCAAGCUCAAGUGGAUGAAGCCGGGUUCAAACUGCCCCCGCGUCCGAAGCAUUUGCUGCAAGAAGAAAUGGCUACCACUUCGGAAUUGCGUGGUGGUCCACCCACCUACUCAUACACGUACGGUUAUGCCAAGUUAGCGCGAUGGAUGCACACACGAUUCUCUCGCGCCAACUGCGAAAAAGUGGAUCGUAGCCUUUCCAUGAUCCGGCCGAAGCUGAUGGCCAUCUCGCACAGUCUGCCGGAGGAAGAGCUUAUCAGUGUCGAGGAUUCCUUCUACCGCUUGCUAGACUUUUACACUCAGAACGUUCUCGAGACUAUCCCAGUUCCGAUGAUCGUGGCUCGACGAACCGGCGAGAUCUACGCCGCCAACUCUCAUGCCUGCAAGCUUCUGCAAUUGCCCGCGUCGUUGUUUGAAGGGGGACAGAUCUGUCACUACCAGUUAGUCACCGAGCAAGAUUCGGUGUCUAUGUGGGACAAGUACGCUCAGGAAGCAACGGGCAGAUUGGAAGCUCCCCCUAGUCAGACGGCGAUGCUCGAGGUGGAUCGGAGCUUGCUGUUGUUCAACAAACCAGGAUUCAAUCCUAGGACACGCGAAUUGUUGGGUGAUGGCGUGUGCGAGGAUGGAAGCGAGGUCGUCGUCAGGAGAAAGGUGAUCGUCACCUUUGAGGCAAAGAUAAGCAAGCAUGGCUUGCCGUUCAUGGUCACUGGCACUAUUGUGCCUAUUCCGGAUGACGAAUGA
Mycosarcoma maydis (corn smut) is the source of this 2592-nucleotide messenger RNA. RefSeq lists its product as uncharacterized. The record is from RefSeq and is a predicted model, not a curated record. Gene Ontology annotation, biological process: regulation of DNA-templated transcription. The transcript has a single exon. Bases 1 to 2592 code for a protein of 863 amino acids. Gene Ontology annotation, molecular function: RNA polymerase II transcription regulatory region sequence-specific DNA binding; DNA-binding transcription factor activity, RNA polymerase II-specific; zinc ion binding. Gene Ontology annotation, cellular component: nucleus. Lineage: Eukaryota; Fungi; Basidiomycota; Ustilaginomycetes; Ustilaginales.